Molecule: messenger RNA, 1043 nt
Organism: Cryptomeria japonica (Japanese cedar)
Lineage: Eukaryota; Viridiplantae; Streptophyta; Pinopsida; Cupressales; Cupressaceae
Product: (R,S)-reticuline 7-O-methyltransferase-like
Exons: 3
Coding region: 6-1043 (345 amino acids)
Biological process (GO): methylation
Molecular function (GO): O-methyltransferase activity; protein dimerization activity; S-adenosylmethionine-dependent methyltransferase activity
Source: RefSeq, a predicted model, not a curated record
UCUCAAUGGCUCCUCCACUUACAGUUGCAAUUCCCCAGGUUUCUGAACAAGAAGCCCAAAUGGAUAAGCUAAAACUGUAUGACAUAAUGCUCGGCUCAGCUAAGCCCAUGGCUGUGAGAGCUGCUGUUUUGCUGAAUAUUCCGGACAUAAUUGCUGAGGCUUCAGGCUCUCUUACCGUAGAAGAAAUUGCUGCUCAUAUUUCAGAGUCCACCAAAGAAGAAAGCCCCCCUCCCAUAGAAUAUCUGUUUCGUCUUCUGAGAUUUCUAGCCUCCCAGGAAGUGUUUAUUGAGAUCCCACACCAGGAGGACUUCAGGCAAACUAGAUAUGGCCUCACAGGCGUUUCUGGAUUACUUGUUAAGGAAACAAGAAAAGGAGGUGUAUCCGUGCAAAACUAUGUUCCUUGGUUGUUGGCAUUCAACAAUCAUAGUAGCCUCCAGGGAUGGCUGCAUCUGCAUGAGUCUGUGUUAGAAGGCAGCAGCGCCUUCAGUAAGGCUUUUGGUAUGAGUUAUUGGGACUACGUUGCAAACAAUCCUGAAGCCAACAAGACAUUGAACGAGGCCAUGUCCUGUGACACUCGUGCUGUCAUGUCUAGUGUUGUCAAGAUUUAUGAGGAGGGAUUUAAGAAGAUUGAUUCUUUGGUCGAUGUUGGGGGAGGCUUAAUUAGAGUACAACAUGUGAGUGGCGAUAUGUUUGAGCAUAUUCCAUCAGCUGAUGCAAUCUUUAUCAAGUCAGUUUUGCAUGAUUGGAGUGAUGAUGAUUGUGUAAGAGUGUUGAGAAGGUGCUAUGAGGCUAUACCAGAAAAUGGAAAAGUUAUAAUCGUUGAUGCCCUUAUUGCUGAAGGAAAAAAAGAUGAAGAUAACAAAGAAAAUCUUCUAAGGGGAGUGGGACUGGCAUUUGAUAUGGAAAUGAUGCUAUUGAGUACUGGUGGAAAGGAGCGAACAGAGAUGCAAUUUAAACAAAUUCUUACCAAAGCGGGUUUCAAAAGCUACACCAUCUUCAAAUUACCAUCUUUUCAAAACAUUAUUGAGGUUUCCAAGUUCUGA